AAAUAAACGUUUUUAAUUGUUUUAAUUUAGGCUGUUGGGGAUUUGAAAAACAAGGAAACAGAAUCUAAGAUGAAUGAGGAGCACGGUGCCCCAGCUGAUGCGACUAUUUUUGCUACAGGAGCUACAGUGGCCGCAGCAAGAGAUGCCAUGACUGCAGCUGUUGCAACUGCAACUGCAGUUUCAAAAUCCCAAGAAAAGCUAAGCAGAGAAAUCUCUGAGCUAGCUAAGGCUGUUGGUUCAAUGCUUGAACAAACUGAGGACCUAAUCCAGAAAUCACUGAACACUAACGAACAGGAUCCAGAUAAAGCCUCUGAUCUUGCAGCAAAAGUAGCUGGAGAAGCCUUGGUUCUUGGUAAGGCAUCCGCCAUCAUGGCUCAUGCUGCCAACAUGGCCGCGGAUUUGGAGAAGUCUGCUGUUUUUCCGGCACAGGUCACCAGAUACACGUCAGCUGUGGCAGUGGAAUCGGCUCGCAAGGCGUUUUCAGCCUUUUCAAUUUUAAAAGCGGCCGCUGAACUGAGAAAGUUUGUUUACACUCCGUCGAACCAAACCAAACCAGAUCCUGAGAACCGGUUUUUGGUCGAGCUUUUCGACGUCAAUGUUGAGACAAAGACGACUUCAAAGGGCGAAGCUAAUGAAUUCCAACCAUCUAUCCCUAAUCCGGUUGAGUUUGAGGAUUUUAAAUGUUCUGAAGUUUGUGAAGACAAAGAUUGCAAAUUUGUGUGCAGAACCUGCGCUAGGUCUGGAUUUCAGCAGUGCGAAUAGUUGGAAAAUUUGAGAUUUUCAAAAAAUAAAUAUAUCUUCUGAAAAUGCUAUAAAUUUCUGUAAAAGUACAAUCUAAUGCAAAAAAUUACAUUCAAAUAAAUAAAUCAUAUUUCUGUAGA
Molecule: messenger RNA, 881 nt
Organism: Eurytemora carolleeae
Lineage: Eukaryota; Metazoa; Arthropoda; Copepoda; Calanoida; Temoridae
Exons: 4
Coding region: 70-762 (230 amino acids)
Source: RefSeq, a predicted model, not a curated record